Paraglomus brasilianum is the source of this 2634-nucleotide messenger RNA. Lineage: Eukaryota; Fungi; Glomeromycota; Glomeromycetes; Paraglomerales; Paraglomeraceae. The record is from the annotation of a GenBank genome assembly.
AUGCGAACUCAAUUCUUUAAUAAAUUCUUAAGGGAUAUCACAAAACUCCUCGACGACAGUGAUGAUUAUAACGUCAAACUGGAAAUUGGGGAGGGGCCUGACGCAAGAUUCUUCUGGGCACAUUCGAUAAUAUUGCGCACCAGGUGUCCAUUUUUCAACAGGGCCCUAAGUGAUACUUGGGCAAAAAAGACCGAGACGGGACUAUUCACCUUGAAGAAACCAAACAUUACGCCCUCAACGUUUAAGCUGUUACUUAGUUACUUUUAUACAGGUGAUUUACAACUCAACAACUCCGUAGAAGCCAUAGAUCUCCUUAUUGCAGCCGACGAACUUGAUUUAGGCGAACUGUUCGAAUACAUUCAGGAUUUCCUUAUCGAGAACGAAGCAGACUGGAUCGAAAAUCACCUUGUCAAAGUAUACCAAAUCGCAUCAAAGAUCUACGCCUGUAAAGAACUCGAAGAAUCCUGUCACAAGCUUCUCGAGAAUUCUCCCGAUCUCAUGCUAAUAUCAAACGACUUUCGAUCUAUUGAAAAAGAGAAACUAAUCGAGUUGUUGCAAACAAACGCCUUUGCAAUGAAAGAGGUUGAGCUAUUCGAGAAAGUGAUGCAGUGGGGAAUUGCCCAGAAUCCCGAGCUGGAUGAUGACUUGUCGGUAUGGGACGAUGGUGACUGGAACGCGUUGAGAGAAUCUGUGAAAUUAUGCUUGCUCCAUAUCAGAUGGGCACGUAUAUCAAGAACAGAAUAUUCCGAAAAAGUUAAACAGUUUAAAAAGGCUUUUCCUGCUAAUAUACGUAUGGCAUUGCAUACUCAUUUUGUUAUAACAAAAGGAGUUAGCCCGCUAGCUAUGAAUAUGGUGUCGUCAUCAUUCCUGGGAGGUGGUGACAGGAAACGCUCUAAAUACCAACAAUAUCAAGAACGUACUCUCGAGUCGUCUAUAAUAAAAGCAGAGCAUGCGGUGUUGAUAUCUUGCUGGGUUGACCAGUUUCCAGGGGAUGAUCCGUUCCUUCAACAUAAUGUACGUAGAUUCGAUCUUCUGUAUCGUGCGUCGGAUGAUGGAUUCGAACGAUCUACUUUCAACGAAAAAUGUCUGAAGGCAUCAACAUUAAUUUUGUGGAAGAUUCAGGAGAAUGGACAUAUCAUCGGGGGAAUGAAGAUAGAACUCACCCCCGCUCUACUUCGAGAUCUAGAAGAGUUAUUUGCGAAUGCCGACAAUUAUGAUGUAUCGAUACAAGUAGGGGAGGGUUCCGAGUCGAAAACAUUUCACGCACACUCUGUCAUACUUCGGGCUCGAUCGCCCUACUUUAACGAAGCAUUGUCGAAACAGAAUGCUUGUCUAUUUGGUGGGUUAACAAAUAAGCAAGUAGUUAACGUAAAGCUACAUGAGCGUAUUCGCGCUUCAACAUUCGGGACGCUACUAAAAUACAUAUACACAGGCAGGAUUACACUGUCUGAAUACACAGCUGACACGAUAUUCGAUAUUCUUCCCGCUGCUGAUGACCUUUUCCUCGACGACCUCGUUGAUCAGAUCCAAGAUUAUCUCGUCACCCAACAAUCCACCUGGCUAAAAUCGCGCUUUGUCCUCAUCAAUCGCACCGCUUUCGAGUAUAACCGUUUCCGCCACCUGCGAUCAUACUGUCUAAAACUGAUACGUGAAGAACCGGGUGCCAUAUUCAUGUCGUCCGACUUUCAUAGUCUAGACCAAGGCACGUUGGUUAGUUUGUUGAAGAGGGAUGAUUUGGCACUGGAGGAAGUUGAGAUUUGGAUUCGGCUGAUCAAAUGGGGAAUGGCACAGAAUCCAAGUCUUGCAAAAGACGUGUCAUGUUGGGGUCCAGAGGACUUUGUCACGUUGCAGGGCAUAGUCAAGGAUUGUGUUGAGCAUGUGAGGUUUCUGAAUAUGUCGUUAGAGGAGUUUGCCACUCACGUAUUACCUUACGAAAGUCUUAUUCCUAGACAAUUGUUCCGCGACGUAUUCGCAUGUAUAUUGCAAAAGUCACAAUCGCUUGCGUUGGCAAAGUCAACUCAGAAGAAAUUGGUAUCUAUUAGAAAUACGCCUCGGUUUGCCAAUAGAUGGAACUCGGUGAUUAUUAAUUCUGAGCAGGCAGCUUGGAUAUCUGCUUGUAUAGACAAACUGGAUAAAGGCGACUUGAAGUUUCAUCUCCGUAAGGCUGGAAUCGUCAAGAAUUCAUUCAAAUAUAGACUUUUGCUUCGUGGCAGCCGCGAUGGAUUCGACCAUCAAUCGUUUCACUCGUUAUGCGACGACCAGGGUGCGACUGUAAUUAUCAUCAAAGUAGCGGAGACUGGUGAAAUUCUUGGCGGAUAUAAUCCAUUGCCAUGGAAUCAGUCUGUUAAUUGGGGCGAAACAGAGGACAGUUUUAUCUUUUCCUUCAAAAACGAGCAUUCGAAAAAGGGAUUGUUGUCUCGUGUUAGGAAUGCCGACAGAGCCGUGUUUAAUGGAAGCACCAUAUUCGGUCCCUGUUUCGGUCAUGAAGAUCUGGUUCUCAAGGGAGAUUUCAGAGAUUUUCAAUGUUGUAAGAGAUCUGAUUAUUGUUUGGAAAUUAAGAAUUCUAGAGACUACUUUACGGUUGAAGAGUAUGAAGUAUUUGGGAUCGAGAAGAGGUCGAGGUGGUUUUUCUGA